AUGUCAUAUCUAAGAGAUUCUGAAUCCAACCAAGCGGCAUCUGCCCACACCCUCAGUACCCCUGUAUCUUCUGACACCAACCAGCAGAUAUGGACCGAUGAGCAGAUACUGGCAACUCUACCCUUAAAUAUACGUCAAACUUACGACGAGAUAGUGUUAGUGGAGACCAAACUUAGAGAUGUCUGUAAAAAACUAUUCGAACGAAAGACAAAGCCGCAAUUCCAGCAGGAAACGCUGCAAGCAUUCAGCAAACUUUGCUUAGCAUUUGUAGGGUGCUUCUACAAUUUUUUCCACUCGUCUCAAACUCCUAUCGCCCCCCAAGCUAUUCGAGAUCUGCCCAGGAAAUACAAUAUGUGUGAGAGGUUUCAAUACGGUGUCUCCAUAUCAUUCGAAUUGCUGGAAUACGUACUGCCCUGCUGCCCGCUGGACUCACAAACUUGGGAUAAUUCGGAUUCCACCUAUAGUUUCUUUAUUGACGUGUACUCACAAGUUACCAUGUUAUAUGAAGCCGUACCGGCGUUUCGCUGCUUUUGGACACAUAUUUUAGGAGAUCUCGCACUCCACUGUUACCGCGCAAGGAGUUGGAGUGGAAAAGAGAGAGACAGUCUGGGCUUCUGGGGCGGAAAGGCUCGAGAGUGGUACGGCGAGGCGAUUCGUCUGCAGCCAGGUACUGACAAUACUUAUCGUUUACUCGGCCGUGUGCUGUCGAAGGACCCUCUACGAAAAAUGAGCUGCUAUUAUAUGGCUAGAAGUUCGAUAUCUUCGUUUGAACUUGCCGAAGACGUUUUAAUGGAUCUCAAUGCCGAAUAUAGGAGAUAUCUUACACCGGAGAAUAAUCUUGAACAAAAGUUUGUGCUCCUUCACGCAUUUCUCGACACUGCCUCUCUUUCGGGGAUAGAGUCCCAAAAAACAGCAUUUUUGCAAGAGAUAAAGAAAGAAGUCGAAGGUAUGGGCUAUCGUUUCGAACUAUUGGGUGCACACAUGGCGGUCUGUGGGAUUGCUUCUAUUCUCUUCCACAAAAGUGAACUUGAUUCGCAGAGACGGGCCCGAGAUAUAGCUUUCGGCAUACUUUGUACCUUGCUCACUAUUUGCGCCGAUCAACCUGCCGUCGGGCCACACAUCUAUAUUUGGCUUAUUUUCUUGAAUUCUACUGCACGAUGGCCGCAAGGUAACUUUGAAGAAGAAGGCGAGUGCCUUUUCCAGCAGUUGAAGAAUCUUGCUUCCCGUUUGCUCCGAGAGGAUAGUGAUGAGGAGCAUAUCACGACAGCGACCUCUAUGGAAGCGUUGUUCGAAGAUCAGGGAAAUAGUCCUCUGCCGGAGGAGUAUCUUAUCAGGCACUGGAAUUUUACGAGCCGUUUCUUCCCCGAAGGGUAUUUUAGUAACCACUUAGCUUCCAAGGUGGAGAAUCCUUCUCAAACAUGCAACCUGAGAUAUAUUCGCCAAAGAAAGAUACUUAUACUUCUGCGAAGUAUCCUAACCAAGUACUAA
Molecule: messenger RNA, 1488 nt
Organism: Orbilia oligospora ATCC 24927
Lineage: Eukaryota; Fungi; Ascomycota; Orbiliomycetes; Orbiliales; Orbiliaceae
Exons: 2
Coding region: 1-1488 (495 amino acids)
Molecular function (GO): protein binding
Source: RefSeq, a predicted model, not a curated record